AGGAACACUAAUGAGCGAUGCUGCGCCUGACUAUUGUCCCUAACGCUGUUUAUGAAUUAACGAAUCUAUUCGUCUCUGUUGCUCAUCUGGCAUCUGACAUCUCACUUUGUGCGAGGACGAGGAGGACCAUGGCAAACGUGGAAACAAUAGCCAUAGAAGAGAUGACAUGUUGAGGGUGGAUACGUCCAAAACUUCAGAUUCAACUUCAGAUAAAACGUGACCACAUGUUUAAGGCAACUCUUAUGUGGUCUCACAUAUUUCCUGACACCAGUCAAGUUCUACCUGUACUACCCAAAUGAAAAAUUCUAACAUAUAAUUAAAAAUUCUACCUAACUACUUAUUUAUAAGUAACCAUUUUUAUUGAAAAAUAAAUAUGAAACGCCAUAACCAGCAAGCUGUUUGUUGUUGACGUUAAUGAACAAUGAAUUAAGACACCUGUUUAAACAGUGGAGCAUUUUGGAAGUAAAUUGAAAUUACUGUUGCAACAUUCAGAUCAGCUUGAUCAUCAGAUCAAGUUAAGCCUUUUAAAAAAUUGACUUGUUAUUUUUUAUUACAAAAAUGAUUCUUUUAAUUUUCAUAGCCACCCAAUUACUUUUUAUACAACAGAGUGCCUCGCAAACAAUUCACGAGAGUGAUAUCAACUUCAGAGUGGAAGCUGGGUCAAGAACAUGUUUUUUCGAAAAAGGAAAAGCUGGUCAAAUGAUGGAAGCUUAUUACCAAGUAUUGGACGGCCAACACGGGGAUUUGGACAUCAUUUUCGAAAUCAUGGACCCCAACGGCGUUCAGCUGUUAUCGGAUUACAAGAAGUCGCAGAAUUCAAUCAUUAUGGACUUGACGGCGGACGGAGAUUACGUGUUCUGUUUGGAUAACACGUACAGCAUGAUGAAUUCCAAGCUCGUGUUCGUGUAUGUGGUGAUCGAAGACAAAGUGACGGCGGAGGAGAAUGCUGAAGGGAGUGGGGCGCCAGACGGUGAGGAGGUGUUAGAGUGGAGCGGCGUGGACGCGGACGGACAGCCCUACUACAUCGAGGUCGACCGCAUCUCCAAUUCGCUCACCACCACACUCCGGCACGUCGUCAAGGCCCGGCAGCUGCUCGAUAUGUACGGCGCGAUGAAGUCACGCGACAGUUACCUCGCCUUCGAGGACACUUUCAUUGUCGACAUGUGGUCAGGAUUCCAAAUAAGCUUCAUGCUCAUAGUCGGAACGCUCCAAGUUUACAUGAUUAAGAAAUUGUUUAACAAAUCUGCAGGCGCUAAAGAUAGCUACUAUUAAUUUUUACUGUAACCUAAACCUUAAAAUACUAUAUAAU
Molecule: messenger RNA, 1309 nt
Organism: Ostrinia nubilalis (European corn borer)
Lineage: Eukaryota; Metazoa; Arthropoda; Insecta; Lepidoptera; Crambidae
Product: transmembrane emp24 domain-containing protein 1-like
Exons: 1
Coding region: 559-1272 (237 amino acids)
Biological process (GO): Golgi organization; endoplasmic reticulum to Golgi vesicle-mediated transport; intracellular protein transport
Cellular component (GO): endoplasmic reticulum; Golgi apparatus; COPII-coated ER to Golgi transport vesicle
Source: RefSeq, a predicted model, not a curated record